AUGUCUGAUUAUAUUAAUAGCAGUAGUACUCGAGAACGUACUCAUGCAGCAAAAGAAGCAGAUCGACAAGCUGCCGAAUCAUCGAAAUAUGUACCAAAAGUUACAAUUGAAAACCCGAAUCGAAGUGUACCAGCAGAAAUAAAAAAUAGAGACCACAGUAUCAACAAUACUGAUCGUUCAGUUAAAGUUCCUAUAUUUUAUUCAACAAUAUCUGUAGCAUCUGCAUUUAUUACUGUAACAGUAAUUUUUUGUGUAUGUAUUUUUGUGCCACCUGUACCUCAAGCUCAAUCCUAUCAUAAUUUUGCUGAUCGACGUUCGUUACGUCAAUUAAUUCCAUCAUUAUCAUUUAUAAAUAUUCCAAAUGCUCUUGAUGUUUUGUCAAACAUACCUUUUCUGAUUGUUGGUCUUUAUGGUCUUUAUUUAUUGUUAACUCCAAAGACUAUCGUAUUUUUAACAUCAUUUGAAAAAUUUAGAUGGAUUAUAUUUUUCAUAAGCAUUUCAUUUGUAUGUGUUGGUUCAGCUUACUAUCAUUUAAGACCAUAUAAUAGUACCCUUGUUUGGGAUCGUUUACCAAUGACUGUUAUUCCUUAG
Molecule: messenger RNA, 591 nt
Organism: Rotaria sp. Silwood1
Lineage: Eukaryota; Metazoa; Rotifera; Eurotatoria; Philodinida; Philodinidae
Source: the annotation of a GenBank genome assembly